Gryllus bimaculatus (two-spotted cricket) is the source of this 1916-nucleotide messenger RNA. The record is from the annotation of a GenBank genome assembly. Lineage: Eukaryota; Metazoa; Arthropoda; Insecta; Orthoptera; Gryllidae.
ACACAACUCAAUAAAUUGUAGUACAGUUGUCAUUUCACUCGCGUACGUCCAGCAAUAACCUGUUUUCAUCUGACGUUAGGGUGCCGGUGCCACUGCGUUUCUGAAAGAUGACAUUAAUAAAAUAAAUAUUCCAAAACAAACUAACGUAAUUAUGUAUUAGAUGUGCGGGAUGCAAAGAAAAUUGAAUGUGAUAUCAUACCUCCCUGCGAAACGUCUGUGUCAAAACCAUGAAAGCGUGCUGUUUGGAAAAGAGUGCAAUGCUAAUAAUGUUCUGGAGGGAACGAAAGGAGAUCAAUUGAAAAACGAUGAAACUUCGAACGCAGUAGUUGUUCCUGAAUGUAUUGAUGGCACUAGUUUAAACAUUCAUGACGGUAACAUUACAAAUGAGUGUGCUAGUGAAACAUCUGGUGAUUCCCGGUUAACAUAUUCUUUCUAUAAUGUGCCAUGUGAAGAAUUAGCCCAGAAACUUCUGGGGAAAGUUUUAGUUCGAUCAUUGGAAAAUGGUAUUGUUUUGAAAGGAAGGAUAGUGGAAACUGAGUGUUAUCUUGGUGGAAAUGACAAAGCAUCACAUUCCUUCAAUGGUAAAGUUACUCCAAGAAACAAACCGAUGUUCAUGAAACCAGGAACAACUUACGUAUACUUCACUUAUGGGAUGUAUUUCUGCUUCAAUAUCUCAAGCCUAGGUGAUGGAGCUGCAGUUUUAGUGAGAGCUGUUGAUCCAUUACAGGGUCAUGAUUUUAUGAAUACUCAGAGAAUAAACCAGAGAAUGCGCAGCAAAAGGAACUUGUUACAGGCUGAUUCUAAGAAAUGUAAUGUUCCUUCAAUCAAACCUCAUGAGCUUUGCAACGGUCCUGGAAAAUUGUGUAUAAGUUUGUGUAUUGAUGAAAAAUCAUGCAACAUGCAAGAUUUAAGUUCUUGGGGGGGAAUGUGGAUAGAAUCAGAUAGUGAAGGUGAACAAAUUUGUUCUGGAGAUUGGGUUACUUCUACAAGGAUUGGCAUAGACUCAGCUGGACCUGAGUGGGCUCUGAAGCCAUUACGGUUUUAUAUUUUUGGAAACAACUCUGUAAGUAAAAGAGACAGAAAAAGAGAACAAGAAAGAUUGAUGUUAUUGAAAUGAUAAUAUGAUGUGUUUUUUUUUGUGGUGGACUUUUAGGUAGCUUUGGUGUUCAAUCAUCAUUAAUAUAUGAAUAGAUUUCAUUAAAGACAAGGAUAAAGUUUAUAAUUAUUUGUAGAAUGGCAAGUUAAAAUUGAAAGAACAUGGGUGUAUCUGUGUACAAGUUAUUGAGUAUUGUUUUGAUUCAUAGAUGACAUGUUUUUUAAAAAAUACCACUUUUAUGUAUUUUAAUAGUGUCAGAUAUUAAAAGUUUUCCCCAUAAUUUUUGAGUAGUGUGUUCUUGAGAGUGACAUUAAAAAAAUUAAAUUGCUGAUGCUAAAAGACUGGAAUGUGAAUUCAACAAAGAAAAGCUUAUCACCUCAGGUGCAAAGAAAAUCUUUUUAAUUCAUCGGUGAAAAAAAACAACACAAGUAUUUAGGAGCAAGAAAAUAUGUUAAGCCAGAUCAAAAUGAAGGGCUCUCAACAGUGACAUGUGACUUCAACUUUCUUACAUACUCGUACUAUAUACAUAGUGUAGAGAAAGUUAUUAAAUAUUGCAGUCAAAAACGGCGAUUUUUCGGCAGAAAAAUUCUUAAUGUAGAUCCCUGAUAUCGAAACAGGUGGUAAUUGUUGCUUCUUUACAUAGUAAAGUACUUCCGUUAACACGUUUUGCAGUCAAAAUCAACUAUUUGUGGGUACUUGAUACCGAAUUAUUGGUUUAUGCCGUAACUUCGUCUGCCUGUCAACGUCGGCGGCUCGCAGUUAGGAAGGUUUUCUCUGAGUGAUAUUCCCCGAUCAAUCCGGUUUGAUUUUGAAAUGGAUA